Cyprinodon variegatus (sheepshead minnow) is the source of this 1285-nucleotide messenger RNA. It is a transcript of the gene nr2e3, whose product is annotated as nuclear receptor subfamily 2 group E member 3. Gene Ontology annotation, biological process: negative regulation of transcription by RNA polymerase II; positive regulation of transcription by RNA polymerase II; anatomical structure development. Gene Ontology annotation, molecular function: nuclear receptor activity; RNA polymerase II cis-regulatory region sequence-specific DNA binding; zinc ion binding. The record is from RefSeq and is a predicted model, not a curated record. Bases 1 to 1263 code for a protein of 420 amino acids. Lineage: Eukaryota; Metazoa; Chordata; Actinopteri; Cyprinodontiformes; Cyprinodontidae. The transcript is spliced from 8 exons.
AUGGAAGACCAGGCGAUUAAAAUGGACUAUUUUUCACCAACUGGCUCCAGCAACGUGACGCAACAAAAACUAGAUGUAAUUCAAGAAGAUAAAAGUCCUCUAAAAGCUUUUGGUCAGGUCUUGCUUUGCAAAGUGUGCUCUGAUUCAAGCAGUGGCAAACACUAUGGCAUUUAUGCUUGCAAUGGCUGCAGCGGCUUCUUCAAACGUAGCGUUCGACGAAGACUCAUCUACAGGUGUCAGGCUGGGACAGGCAGAUGUCCCGUUGACAAAGCUCACCGGAACCAGUGCCAGGCUUGUCGACUAAAAAAGUGUCUCCAAGCUGGAAUGAACAAAGAUGCGGUGCAGAAUGAGCGUCAGCCUCGAAGCACAGCACAUAUUAGUUUUGACUCCAUAAAUAUGGAGGCAAAGAAAGAAGAUCUAGCUACCACACAGGGGCUCAUCACUUCUGACUGCUACUCAUCUGUUAGGUUUAGGCUUCCAGUAACAUUGUCUGCAACCGGUUCUGCAUCUAUACGGCCCCACAGCAACCAAAAUACCCACCGCUUUAUGGUGAGUCUACUGACUGCAGAGACUUGUACCAAGCUAGAUCCAGAGGAUGAUGAGGAAAAUAUUGAUGUAACGACAAACGAUGCAGAGAAUGACAGCUCUUCAUCAGACUGCAGUAGGCUCACAUACACCUCCAGCCCUUCAGAGAGCUUCUAUGAGACAUCAGCUCGACUCCUUUUCAUGUCUGUAAAGUGGGCAAAGAAUUUGGCAGUGUUUGCUCAAUUGCCAUUUCGAGACCAGGUUAUUCUUCUGGAGGAAGCUUGGAGUGAGAUGUUCCUUCUGUGUGCCAUCCAGAUGUCACUUCCAAUGGACAGAUGUUUAAUUAUGUCUCCAGAACUUUCUCCCUCUCAUGAAGCAAAGACCAAAAUUGCUUCUUCUGAGCUGCAGAUUCUUGAAGAUGUAUUCAAUCGUUUCAAGACUUUGGUUGUCGAUCCUACUGAAUUUGCAUGUCUGAAAGCAAUAGUUUUGUUCAAGCCAGAGACACGCAGCCUCAAAGACUCUGGACAGGUUGAAGAUCUACAGGACCAGUCUCACUUGUUAUUGGGUCAGCACAUUCAGUCGGUGUAUCCCAGUCAGGCUGCAAGGUUUGGGAGGCUCUUACUUCUGCUGCCGUCUCUCCGUUUUGUGAGUCCAAGUAAAAUCGAGCGGCUGUUCUUCCACAGCACAAUAGGCAACACACCCAUGGAGAAGCUGCUGUGUGAUAUGUUCAAAAACUGAACAAGCAUCAACAGAAGAUUCU